Molecule: messenger RNA, 1409 nt
Organism: Chlamydomonas reinhardtii
Lineage: Eukaryota; Viridiplantae; Chlorophyta; Chlorophyceae; Chlamydomonadales; Chlamydomonadaceae
Exons: 7
Coding region: 209-880 (223 amino acids)
Source: RefSeq, a predicted model, not a curated record
CCCUUUAACAUAAUUGGACGCUGUUAACUCUAUACCUUUACCUUCGGCAGAACCCAGAAGGGCGGUCUGGCGCCAAAACAGUUUGCUGAACUCCUGCAGGUUACUGGACACCAGCUACUACAUCUUAUUACAUAUCACACCAAAUAUUAUAAGUCACAAGCGCUUGGGCGCUACGAAAACGCAACGGGUGAACGUGGUCUGACUCCCGAUGGCCGGGUGCUGCUCUUGCAAUAGCCGGACAAAAUGUUUUGUCUGGGUUCUUUGGCUGGUCAACCUGCUGGUCAGCGCCGUCUACCUGGGCAUAUCUUUGACCACCUUCUAUAACGUGCAACAUGGCUACAAGUUUGUGGUGAACGCUGACCGGCCCUACAAGGACAGCUCACUGGGUGCCUGCAUGAUGGGUUUCCUGAUGGUGCUGUUCUGGGUCAUCUUCAGCUUCUUCAUCCUCAUUGGCCGGCUGUUCUCCGCGAUGCCUCUGGGCUACGGCCUGAUGCUGGGCAGCUGCAGCCACACGGGGCUGUUCAUGAUCCUGGCGGGGCUGGUGCUGCAGACGCACUACAGCCUGGCGGAGGCGUUCCAGAAGUCGGGCAUCUGGAGCACCGCGGACCUGCAGACCUACACCGCCACCUACGUGUUCAACUACGUGCUGGCCGGCACCUACCUGAUCAUGUUCAUUGUGCUGCUGCUCACAAAGGGCGACAUGCAGGCCGGCGAGGCGAGAGGGGAGGCCUACGUCGCCAAGCCGGCCCCAGCCGUGCCCUCCGCCAUGGGCGGCACCGCCACCAGCGGCACAGCGCCUACGCAGGUGCAGAUGCCGACGUACGACAACCAUGGUUUUGGGACCAACUGGCCCAACCAGUACAGAGGAGGCAACGUUUGAGAAAGGGCGCCGGCACGAUUUCGCUGCAGCCUAGUAGAUGGCGUAGUGCAAGGCGUUGGACGUGUUUGUUGUUGGUUCAUGUGAGCAGUUCUUAGUCAUGAUUGUUGUUUAAAAUGUGAACGGGAUCAAUGUGCUAGUGCCUAGCCUGGUGUGCUUUCCUUUUGUUUGAACGGGACUUCCGAACGGGUUGCUGAACGCAAAUGGCCAUACCCAAGCACAAAUGAAAGUGUUCGUGUGUUUGAUAUGUGGUGCGAGAUACGAUAUAAGUGGCGCAGCCGAGUUUGUUGGUUGUUGCAUGCAUGAUGGAGGAGGGUAGGGCGCAAGGAGGAAGCAGCGGAUGCUUCUGUACAUACGACAUGACAGUUACGGAUUGCUACCGGCAUUACUGCAGUAAGAAGGGUGAUACCGGUAGUUGGCAGUGGCAGGACCUAGGGGCCACCGCAGUCAGUGAUGAGCAAAACGCCGGUCCGAACGUCCGCUCGGGGCCGCUACAUUUGCAGUCCUCACAUGUCACUGCCGGACUGGCUUU